AUCUACCAGUGGCAAGUUGGGACAUUCCUUUUCUGGUUUGUUCUCGCCAUCUACUUUGACAAUAUCAUUCCCAACGCGUCCGGUGUAAGAAAACCCAUCUUCUAUUUUUUAACACCUGGUUACUGGACUGGUAAAGGAGGCAAUAAAGUGGAAGGUAUUGUCUCCUCAUAGGUCUCCUGAGCAGUCGUUUACUUUGUUGGAAAAUAUAAACCCCAAUCAUGCUCCUAUAUACACUUUACAGAAGGCAGCAUUUUUAGCUGUAUUGGUUCAGUUCCACCCGUUGAGCAUGUAGCGCCAGAGGACGAGGAUGUGCUUGAAGAGGAGACACUAGUUAAGCAACAAGCAAUGGAUGGAAUAGUCGAUCCUAGCAUUGCAGUUCAGAUUCAUGGUCUUGCUAAGACAUAUCCAGGAACUACAAAACUUGGUUGUUGUAAAUGCACCAAAACAUCUCCUUUUCAUGCUGUAAAGGGUUUAUGGAUGAAUAUAGCCAAAGACCAGUUGUUUUGUCUUCUUGGACCCAAUGGUGCAGGGAAGACAACUUCUAUCAGCUGUUUGACUGGCAUAAAUCCAAUUACUGGUGGGGAUGCUCUUAUAUAUGGAGAUUCCGUAAGAAGCUCUGUUGGUAUGUCGAACAUUCGUAAAAUGAUAGGAGUGUGUCCUCAGUUUGAUAUCCUUUGGGAUGCUUUAUCAAGUGAAGAACACCUCCACCUCUUUGCUAGCAUCAAAGGGUUGCCGCCUGCAUCUAUCAACUCGACCGCUGAGAAGUUACUGGCCGAUGUAAAACUGACAGGAGCGGCCAAAGUUAGAGCAGGAAGCUACAGUGGUGGGAUGAAGCGCCGACUCAGUGUUGCAGUUGCACUCAUUGGUGAUCCCAAGCUGGUCUUCCUAGAUGAACCGACAACUGGCAUGGACCCUAUCACGAGGAGACAUGUGUGGGACAUUAUACAAGAUUCAAAGAAAGGCCGUGCCAUCAUACUGACCACGCAUUCCAUGGAAGAAGCUGAUAUUUUAAGCGACCGAAUAGGGAUCAUGGCUAAGGGCAGGCUCCGCUGCAUUGGUACCUCAAUCAGGUUAAAAUCUCGCUUCGGAACUGGUUUUGUUGCUACCGUUAGCUUCGUUGAAAGCAAAAAGGACAAUAGCAGUGCUUCUGGAGAUUUGCAUGAGCCAGUGAAGAGAUUCUUUAACGAGGCACGCAUACACACUCAAACGUUUUUUAAUAUGGCCGAUUUGACCUAA
Raphanus sativus (radish) is the source of this 1236-nucleotide messenger RNA. RefSeq names its product ABC transporter A family member 11-like. Lineage: Eukaryota; Viridiplantae; Streptophyta; Magnoliopsida; Brassicales; Brassicaceae. Gene Ontology annotation, cellular component: intracellular membrane-bounded organelle; membrane. Gene Ontology annotation, biological process: transmembrane transport; lipid transport. The record is from RefSeq and is a predicted model, not a curated record. Gene Ontology annotation, molecular function: ATP hydrolysis activity; ABC-type transporter activity; lipid carrier activity. Bases 346 to 1236 code for a protein of 296 amino acids. The transcript has 6 exons.